AUGCGCAACCAACCAAACAUUAUUGUGACCGGCACACCCGGUGUAGGCAAGACAACCCAUUGCGAAAGUCUCGCCCAGAGCACUGGCCUUAAACACCUCUCCAUCAACGAUAUUGUCAAGGAGCGGGGUUGCCACGAUGGGUACGAUGAGGAGUUCAAAAGCUGGAUUGUGGACGAGGACAAGUUAUUGGAUGCGAUAGAAGACGAGGUCAAAGAGGGCGGAUAUAUCAUAGAUUGGCACGCUUGCGACUUAUUCCCCAAAAGCUGGAUUGAUCUAGUGGUUGUGCUGCGUGUGGACUCGACGCUCUUGUACGAUCGAUUGAAGGCGAGAGAUUAUCCCGAAGCAAAGCUCCAAGAGAAUCUCGACUCAGAAAUCAUGGAAGUCCUCCUGCAAGAAGCCCGCGAGUCUUACGACGAGGAGAUUGUGGUUGAGCUCACGAGCAACAACUCAGAUGAGAUGGAGAGUAAUAUCGAAAGACUCGAGGCGUGGGUCAAGCAAUGGAAGAAAGAUCACACAGAGGAUGCUCAGUAG
Messenger RNA from Cadophora gregata, 531 nucleotides. It is a transcript of the gene FAP7, whose product is annotated as factor activating pos9. Gene Ontology annotation, cellular component: nucleus; cytoplasm. The record is from RefSeq and is a predicted model, not a curated record. The transcript has 3 exons. Gene Ontology annotation, molecular function: ATP binding; AMP kinase activity; ATP hydrolysis activity. The coding region runs from base 1 to 531 and encodes 176 amino acids. Lineage: Eukaryota; Fungi; Ascomycota; Leotiomycetes; Helotiales; Ploettnerulaceae.